UAAUUUAUUGAUUGACAUGAUGAAUUUGCAGGACUUCCUGAACAUGUAUUUCAAGAACAUAUACAAACCAAUACCUCUAGAUUACAAUCUUGUUCUAGCAAUGUUAUGGCGUCAUCCGGAGAACGUUAAACUGGCUGAAGUGAAAGUUGUACAUUAUUGUGCAGCGGGAUCAAAGCCAUGGAGGUACACAGGCAAGGAAGACAACAUGCAAAGAGAUGACAUAAAAAUGCUGGUGAAGAAAUGGUGGGACAUUUACGAGGAUAAGUCGUUGGACUACAAGAAACCGGUGGCCCUAAAUCAAGGAUCGGAUUCAGAACCCAUAAACUUGCAGCCGUUGAUUGCAGCUGCUAUGUCUGAGGCUGGCGCAGUGCACUGUUUCAUUGCGCCAUCCGCUGCAUAAUUUUGACAUUAGGCGAAUGGCUUCGGCUAACCCUAACACCCCACGAAUCCCACAAAAUUAAUGUAUAUUGCACCAAAUUAGAUCGAACAAAACACCAAAGGAACCUUGAUUAAAAGAAGAAAAUAUAAAUGAGAAUUUCGGAAUGGUAAAUUAAAGUUCCUAAAUUUUAUCUUAAGAGGUAAAAAUUAGGAUAGAUUGCAGAGAGAGAAUGUGAAUGUCGCAGUAAUGUAAAAGAUAUCUGUUCUCUUGAAUGAAGAAUAUAUAUUAUGGAAUCUAUAUUAGAAUUGAAAAGGAAAUGUUUUGAUUUAA
Molecule: messenger RNA, 709 nt
Organism: Nicotiana tabacum (common tobacco)
Lineage: Eukaryota; Viridiplantae; Streptophyta; Magnoliopsida; Solanales; Solanaceae
Source: RefSeq, a predicted model, not a curated record